This is a messenger RNA of Anisakis simplex (herring worm), 141 nucleotides long. The record is from the annotation of a GenBank genome assembly. Lineage: Eukaryota; Metazoa; Nematoda; Chromadorea; Rhabditida; Anisakidae.
CCGAAAAAGCUAGAUGAAGAAGUAGCAAGAUUGCAUUUGGACAAAUUAGGUGUCAAAUUGACAAAGUUGAAUGAAGAUCAAGCCAACUAUCUCGGUAUACCAAUCGACGGUCCAUAUAAGCCGGAUCAUUACCGAUAUUGA